AUGGGCCAACUCGAUCCACAGGCGAAGCUCUUGCCCAGCACCCCUGGCUCAUCGCGGUUUAGGUUUGGCCGCUCAUCGGACCUCGCUCCGCAACAGUAUGACCCCUUCCAGAUAAACCCGGGCCAGUACAAGCCGCGGCGCAGCGUGUGCUGGCCCCCACAAUGGCACUCCUCGUGGAACAUGUACGUCUUCUGUGCCUUUGGCUUUGUGUGCGCCGUCGGCCACCACAUCUUCUACGAUACCCUCGACGGCAAGCCCGCCGACAACCAGAUCCAGAUGCUGCGGUACGGGACCCUGCUGGCCUUCGGGGCAAAGGCAGGACUCUGUGCCGCGGUGGUCACGGCUUUUCGGCAGCGCGUGUGGACGACGGUGCAGACUAGACUGCUCAGUAUCGGGGCGCUGGACUCGCUGUUCGUCGCGACGGAAGAUCUCAUUUCGCUGUGGAACUGGGAGCUUUUCAAAGGUGCGAGGGUGGCAAUGGCCUUGGCCGUUUUUGUCUGGAUCGCACCGUUGAUGGUAAUCCUGAGUGCAAACACUCUGCUUGUUGAGCCAACAACUAUGGUGCAAGAGACGACUUGUCCUGGCGUCCGGACGCUGAACUUCAGCUUUGAGGAGACCAACGAAUGGCGGAUUCCCAAGAGAAUCGACGGCGUGUACGAAAUUCCAAUAUCCUUGUGGAAUACCACCAAGCCGCCCGACCAGGACCCGCCCGGCUGGUUCGACUACUACACUGGUCCGAGCAUGAAUAUCCAGCAGACGGCAACCCUCGGGGCCUUCAUGGGAGGGGUGGCCCCUAGGCCAAACGCCUCUCUGGAGGUAUGUGGGAGUGGAUGGAACUGCACAUUCGAUAUCCAAUUUGUCGCGCCGGGAUACAAAUGCACCGAGCUUGCGAGCGGCGUGGACGCAAAGGUCGUCAACUUGACCCAGGAGUCCGGGAGCAUUGCGCCUCCGUUUAGCAUGGAUCUCCUCCUGCCCAAAGGCCUAUUUAGCUAUUACGCCUUCACUAGCGGGGGCGAGUACUCGACAACGCAGAUGGAAGACGUCAGCAUUGGGGGCAUGCCCAAGACCAAGCCGCCGUAUCCUAAGAACUUUGGCGCCUUCCGCACUGAACCAAUCGUCUGGAUCGGCUACUCCGUGAUCGUAAACCCCGACAGGCCGCUGCCGAAGGAACCGUCUGACCCGGCAUGGAGCAGCUCCUUCAUACCCAAGCUCUUCGCCUGCGAGAACUACGAGACGGCCUACACGGCGCGCUUCAACUACACCGACACGGCGCAGGUGACCACCAUUACCAGCCGCAAGUUCCUCACGCCGGUGGUCAACACGACGUUGGUGCCGGGCGUCGACGCCGGCGACGACGGCACGGCCGACAACACGACUGCGACGCCCGAGGCCAACUACGUGCGGCCGACGACGGACGUGGGGCGGUACCGGCGGGCGGCGGCGUUCCACAGCCUGGGGUUCAUGCUGCGGCGCUUCGUCAACGGCACGGUGGAGAUGGCGCGCGAGCUCGACGGGGCCAUCGCCAACACGGCGGCGGUGCAGACGAGGCUGCUCGACCAGCGGCGCAACUUCUUCCCGCACCCGGACCUGCAGGGGCUGGUGCAGGGCUUCUACGAGGACAUCGUCCUGUCGCUCCUCUCGAACCCGCAGUUCGUCGACGUCGUGUGGGCGGCCCGCCCCGACGAGCAGAGCGGCACGCUCAGGGAGGGUGGGGUCGGGGUCGGCGGGCCGGGCGGCGAAGAGGCGUACAGGUACCCCUGCGUCAAGUCGCGGACCGCCAUCAUGUACAGAUACCACGCCAGGGACCUGUGGAUCGUCUACGGCAUCGCCAUCGUGCUGGCGCUGGUGGGCGUCGCGGUCGGCGCGCACGCCGUGCGGGAGAACGACGGCGCGAUGAGGGACACGCGGUUCUCGAGCAUCGUCGCCGCCACGAGGGGCCCCGCGCUGGAGCGGGUCGGGUGGGAGGACCGCGGCGAGCUGCCGGGCGACGUGAAGGGCCUGAGACUCGGCUACGGGAUGAUACCCCGGGGUGGUCCGGAGGUGAUCGGGCUCGGCGUCCUGGAUGGGGGUAGCAUCGGCUCGGGCUGGAAGCCGGGGGAGAUGAGAUACGGAUUUGGGCUCGAAGGGGAGGUCCAGCAGUUUAGGUGA
Phialemonium atrogriseum is the source of this 2148-nucleotide messenger RNA. RefSeq lists its product as uncharacterized. Bases 1 to 2148 code for a protein of 715 amino acids. Lineage: Eukaryota; Fungi; Ascomycota; Sordariomycetes; Cephalothecales; Cephalothecaceae. The record is from RefSeq and is a predicted model, not a curated record. The transcript is spliced from 2 exons.